AGGCGGACGGAGAUCUGGGGGGAGACCAAGACGGAGGGUCCACUGGAUCAGGAAGAUGCCCUCUCGUUGCAGGAAUGCGCUGAACAUCGUCAUCACCACCCUUUUUGCUGCGGUGGUCCUCUUCACCAUCCUGCUGGCCUAUGUCACAGGGUACCAGUUCAUCCACACUGAGCAGCACCACCUCUCCUUUGGCCUCUAUGGUGCCUUCCUCUCCCUCCAUCUCUUCCUCCAGAGCCUUUUCGCCUUUCUGGAGCAUCGGCAGAUGAGGAACCCCUCUCGUCCUCAGCACCUCCGUCGCUCCGUGGCUCUCUGCAUCGCCGCCUACCAGGAGGACCCAGACUACCUGAGGAAGUGCCUGCGCAGUGUCCGCCGAAUCUCCUUCCCGGGCCUGAAGGUGGUGCUUGUGGUGGACGGGAACCGCCCCGAGGACCGCUACAUGGUUGACAUUUUCCAGGAGGUGAUGGGCGGGGCCGACCAGGCCGGCAGUAUGGUGUGGAAGGGUAACUACCACAGUGAUGGGAGUGGAGGAGGAGGAGUCGGCGGCGGAGGGAGGAGCACAGUGCACAUGGAGGAGGCCGCGCGAGUGGCUCGGCUAGUCAGAGGCUGCCGCUACUCCUGCAUCAUGCAGGAGUGGGGAGGGAAAAGAGAGGUGAUGUACACAGCCUUCAAAGCACUGGGGGACAGUGUGGAUUAUGUGCAGGUGUGUGACUCGGACACAGUUCUAGACCCAGCAUGUACCAUAGAAAUGCUGAAGAUCCUUGAGGAAGAUCCGAUGGUUGGAGGGGUCGGUGGAGACGUGCAGAUCCUGAACAAGUACGACUCGUGGAUCUCCUUCCUCAGCAGUGUACGCUACUGGAUGGCCUUCAACAUCGAGCGGGCCUGCCAGUCCUACUUCGGUUGUGUCCAGUGUAUCAGCGGUCCUCUGGGGAUGUAUAGGAACUCUUUGCUCCAGCGCUUCCUGGAGCCCUGGUACCACCAGACCUUCUUAGGCUCCAAGUGCAGCUUUGGCGAUGACCGCCACCUCACCAAUCGGGUGCUCAGCUUCGGCUACAAGACAAAGUUCACGGCGCGAUCACAGUGCCAGACUGAAACACCGACCCAGUAUCUGCGUUGGCUCAACCAGCAGACUCGAUGGAGCAAGUCGUACUUCCGCGAGUGGCUCUACAACGCUCUGUGGUUCCACAAGCACAGCCUCUGGAUGACCUAUGAGUCCGUGGUCACCGGCUUCUUCCCUUUCUUCCUAGUGGCCACGGUCAUCCAUCUCUUCUACCGUGGAAGGUUGUGGAACAUCCUGCUCUUCCUGUUGACUGUCCAACUGGUUGGGAUGGUAAAGGCCACCUACGCCUGUUUCCUGCGUGGCAGCCUGGUCAUGAUCUUCAUGUCACUCUACUCUUUGCUCUACAUGUCCAGCCUGCUCCCUGCCAAAAUAUUUGCCCUGCUCACCAUCAACAAAGCCGGAUGGGGCACUUCGGGCCGCAGGAAGAUCGUGGUCAACGUCAUUGGUGCUGUGCCCGUCACAGUGUGGGCUAUGGUGCUGCUGGGAGGUGUGGCGUAUACGGUCUACUGUGAAACACAGGAGCCAUUUAGCGAGACGGAGAAAGUCUUGUUGAUAGCGGGGACGAUACUCUACGCCUGCUACUGGCUCAUUCUGCUGGUGCUCUACUUGGCAAUCGUAGCCAAACGGUGUAACAAGAGGGAAGAGCAGUAUCACCUGCCAUAUGCAGAGGCGUAAACCUGCCGCCAGCGAGACUGAUAGGAUUUUCACACGGAGUUUCACGGCAGCACGACUCUGAUCCUGUGAACUGCUCGAGUGAUGAGCUGUGAACCACAAACGCACUCACAUCUUCAUCAUUGGUGCUAAAAAGGUGUGAAUCUCAAGUCUGAGCAGCUUCCCUCUAAUCCAGUCGAGGGAGACUCAGUGAUGACUGGAUCCAGAGAGCUCUCCCAUUCAUAUCAAUGGUGCUUCACAUUGAAAAACCAAACGUGACGGAAC
Messenger RNA from Plectropomus leopardus (leopard coralgrouper), 1993 nucleotides. It is a transcript of the gene has3, whose product is annotated as hyaluronan synthase 3. NCBI's taxonomy places the organism in Eukaryota, Metazoa, Chordata, Actinopteri, Perciformes, Serranidae. Gene Ontology annotation, biological process: extracellular matrix assembly; hyaluronan biosynthetic process; polysaccharide biosynthetic process. Gene Ontology annotation, cellular component: plasma membrane. The record is from RefSeq and is a predicted model, not a curated record. Gene Ontology annotation, molecular function: hyaluronan synthase activity.